AUGAGUCCUCAAGUUUGGCUAGUUACUGGUGCCACCUCUGGCAUUGGAGCAGCCAUUGUUGAUUAUGCACUUUCUCAAGGUGACAAAGUGAUUGCAUCCGGUCGCAAUGCUCAAAAUCGCCUUGGUCAUCUUCAAUCAGAGAAUCUAGCGAUACUUGAACUUGACAUAUCAGCCGACUCUACCGAAAUAUCGAAACAGGUCAAAUCAGCUUGGAACACAUUUGGCCAUAUCGACAUUUUGAUCAACAACGCCGGCAUGUCGGCAAUGAAGAGCGCAGAAGAGUCCAGUGAGGAAUUUGUGAACAACAUGUUUCAAGUCAAUCUCUUUGGCCACAUGCGUGUUACUCAAGCCAUCCUGCCAUUCUUUCGAGCUCAAGGCCACGGCUGUAUUGCCUUUACAUCAUCUAGCACUGCCUGGGCUCCCCUUCCCUUCAUGGCACAUUAUGCUGCCUCCAAGGCGGCUCUCAGUGCAUAUGUUGAAGGGCUCUACAAGGAAGUCCGGCCUCUUGGCAUCCGAUGUGUGGCAUUUGAGUGCGGAGGAUUUCCUACCAACCUUGGUCAGCCGAGAGGACCAGCGGAUGCCGGUUUUGGAAGCGUGAAACCCUCCAUUGAAGCAUAUGGUCCAACUUUUGACUCUCUUAUGGGCAAAUUCGCGACGAACCCGUCUGCACAUAUGCCUGGAGACAUCAAGAAGGCUGCGGCAACGGUAUUUGAUGUCGUGAAGAGGCAGGGUGUUGUUCUGUCGAAGCCUUGGGCAGUAAGGGUGCUACUUGGGUCCGAUGCAAUGGGAUCAGCUAAACAGAAGUGCGAAGAGCAGCUCGCUUUGAUAGAAAUUUUGAAGGAUGUUAGUGUUGGCACGGAUCGGGACGGAGCGGAUGGUGCGACGGCUAACAAAGAAUUGUUUUCAUUCACCACCAUACUAGAAUAG
Pochonia chlamydosporia 170 is the source of this 927-nucleotide messenger RNA. RefSeq names its product 3-oxoacyl-(acyl-carrier-protein) reductase. NCBI's taxonomy places the organism in Eukaryota, Fungi, Ascomycota, Sordariomycetes, Hypocreales, Clavicipitaceae. The record is from RefSeq and is a predicted model, not a curated record. The transcript has 2 exons. Bases 1 to 927 code for a protein of 308 amino acids.